This is a messenger RNA of Sporisorium graminicola, 1080 nucleotides long. RefSeq lists its product as uncharacterized. Gene Ontology annotation, cellular component: septin ring; cytosol; cell division site. The record is from RefSeq and is a predicted model, not a curated record. Lineage: Eukaryota; Fungi; Basidiomycota; Ustilaginomycetes; Ustilaginales; Ustilaginaceae. Bases 1 to 1080 code for a protein of 359 amino acids. The transcript is spliced from 2 exons. Gene Ontology annotation, biological process: cytoskeleton-dependent cytokinesis. Gene Ontology annotation, molecular function: molecular adaptor activity; GTPase activity; GTP binding.
AUGGCCGCGCGACGUCGCGCGGCCAAGAAGGGCGUCUCCUUCUGCCUCAUGGUUGUCGGUGCUUCGGGCACGGGCAAGACCACCUUUGUCAACACCUUGUGUGAAUCCGAAGUCAUCGGCCACAAGAUCAGCGACAACCCCGAGACGGCUCACAUCGAAGAAGGUAUCCGCAUCAAGCCAGUCCACGUCGAGCUCGAAGAGGAUGGCAUGCGUAUCGGUCUCACCAUUGUGGAUACGCCCGGCUUUGGCGACAACAUCGACAACGAAUAUGCCUUCUCCGAGAUCGUUGGCUUCCUUGAGCGACAGUACGACGAUAUUCUCGCCGAGGAAUCGCGAAUCAAGCGUAACCCUCGUUUCCGCGACAACCGUGUUCACGCCCUCCUCUACUUUAUCACACCUACCGGUCACUCGUUGCGCGAGAUCGACAUUGAGCUCAUGCGUCGCCUCUCGCCUCGUGUCAACGUCAUCCCCGUCAUUGGCAAGGCCGACUCAAUGACGCUCACAGAGAAGCAAGAGUUCAAGAAGCGCAUCAUGGAGGACAUCGAGCACUACGGCAUUCCCGUGUACAACUUCCCGUACGACGUCGAGGAGGACGACGAAGAGACCAUCGCCGACAACUCGGAUCUUCGCGGUCUCAUGCCAUUUGCCAUUGUCGGCUCCGAGGAGGAUGUGGUGGUCAACGGCGAGCCCAUCCGCGCACGAAAGUACCCCUGGGGUAUUGUCGAGGUCGACAACCCCAAGCACUCGGACUUCGCGCGCUUGCGAUCCGCUUUGCUCAACACGCAUCUCACCGACCUCAAGGAGAUCACGCACGACUUCCUCUACGAAAACUACCGUACCGAAAAGCUCUCGAGGACCGUGCACAGCGACUACGCCGAUACGUCGAUCCCCGGCGAAGAGCUGGCAAACCAGUCGGUGCGGCUCAAGGAGGAGCAGCUCAAGCGCGAGGAGGACAAGCUCAAGGAGAUCGAACUCAGAGUGCAGCGCGAGAUCCAGGAAAAGAGGCAGGAGUUGCUCGCAAAGGAGGAGAGCCUCAGGAACCUCGAAUCGCGUCUGCAGGCUCAGAACCUCAACGAGUAG